AUGCUUUGGUGCUUCCUACCAUCGACCGGCUCGGGAGGCGAGCCAAUGUUGAAUCCGAGGAGAUGGUUGCAAGCCCAAGCUGGCGUCCAUGUCAAGAACAUCAUCCGCCACGCGCGUGUGCCCAUCGUGAUGUUUGAAACGGAGGACCUUGAGGUCGACAUCUCCGUACAACAACCCUUUGGCGUCUUAAACUCCUGGCACUUACGAGACCUUUGCCGCAGUGGUUUGCCGGGGCGUUUGCGCGCGCUGGUGCGAUUGGCGAAGCAAUGGGUCAAGUCCAAGGCGAUUAACAGCGCGAAGGACGGCGCGUUGAGUUCAUACGGCUGGGCCAUGCUGGCAGCUGGAUUCUUGCAGGAGUACGGCCUUCUUCCAGCCCUCAUGGACGGCGAGAGGCAGUACUUGACUGCGGAUGAUGCGCUGUGGCAUGUUCUCAAUGCUGUGGAAGCACAGCCAGAAGGCCUUUGGCGGCAGCCCGAAGUCUACAGCGUCGAUUGGAAUAGCCCCAUGGAGGCGCGACAACGGCCGUGUGAGUUGUUUGUCUCCUGGUUGGAAUGGCUGCAGCACUCCGCCUUUGCACCCGGCACUUCCUCAGGAAGUUUGCCCAUUCAUCGCCGGCACAUCGUUUCAGUGCGGGGCCGAAGCCAAGAGGAGCUGCGAAGAGAGGUGGCCGCAUGUCCGAAGCAGGAUCAUUGGAAUCCUUCUUCCAAUCCUGUCUUCAUGCUCAUCGAGGAGCCUUUGACCGGUGAGAACGUGGCGCGCUCGGUGAGGGAGAAUGCCUUCCAAGACAUCCUGGCAGAGCUGCAGCGUGCCUUGGAGAUCAUGUCUGCCAAUGAUGCUGACACAGCCUUCGAGGAGACCGCUCGUGGCUCGUGGCGAAUUUCGACGGAUGCUACGAGCUGCUUCAGUUGCCAGCGCUCCGACAUCGAAAAGGGGCUCCUGAUGGUGUUGGACUUGGCAAAGGCGCAAAAGGGGCAAGGAGCCUUCCGCCAAGCGGCCCAGGCCGCCGGCUGGGCCACCGCGUCUUGGGGAGCGGUGAAACGCUUGGUCGACUCCUUGGGGCGUCACUCCCCGCAGCGCUCGGUCAAUCACUUCCCGCAGCAAGGACUCUUACCUUCCGGCGCUUCGGGUGCUGUACUGGUGCCCGCUGAUGCAUCGACCCCCUACAAGGACCUCUACAUCGCCUUGCUGCGCGGUAGCUCGUUGCCCGACAGCCUGGUGACGGUGCGCGCGCGGAUCUGCAGCCCCUCCGAGGGCUCCAAGGCCUUUCGCCUGGCCACCCGGCGCACGGAAGGCCUGGCAGCCUCCACCCUGCUCCGGCCACUGUCCAUCGGACGUGUUGAUGGACUUCCGGCCACCCUGGUGCUGCUGCGCCCGAAGCACCGAGCGCCGCCGGUGCCGCAGCAGCUGCAGCUGCACUGCGUGGCUGCAGGAUGUCCAGUGUUGGGAGAUAGGCUCCACGACGCCGACCGGCGGCUGGACUUUCGCUUCGAGGCGCCUGACCCUUCUCCACGGCUGAUGCUCCACUGCCUCCGUGUGCAGGUGGAGGGUCAGGAGAUCCGAGCGCCCGAGGAUUUGCGUGCAAACCUCGAGAUUGAGCGCGAGUUGGUGGACCUGGAGGAAGCUGAGACAGAGCUGAUGUUGGCAGAGGAUGGCCCUGAGCUGCCGGAUACCUGGGACACCUUCGCAGGUGGCUUGCCUUCGCAGAUCCUGGAUGACACAUCGUGGGACCGUCUGCGGCUCCCCCGGGCGGUGCGGAGCCCGCCCUACGGGCCGGCGCAGUGGGAUGAACGCACCCAGGCCUUCGAGGAACGGCAGGAGGCGAGGCAAAGACCCGGCCGGGCCGAGGAGGAGGACGGAAACGGCCAACAAAAAAGGGGGUGA
Messenger RNA from Durusdinium trenchii, 1881 nucleotides. NCBI's taxonomy places the organism in Eukaryota, Dinophyceae, Suessiales, Symbiodiniaceae. The record is from the annotation of a GenBank genome assembly.